AUGGCCAAGUCCCAGCUGGCGGAGCAGCCCAACAUAUUCAUCUCCAAUGGCACCUGCUACAGUGGUCCAAACCAUGAGGCAGAUCCAGCCAUGAUACCUUGUGGCAAUUCCUUCUAUGGGGCCAUCUCCUGCUGCCAGGCACAAGAUGCAUGCCUACUGAGUGGCGUCUGCUUCAACUUCCAGUACUAUACAACCUAUAUUUCUGGCUGUACUGACUCAGAAUAUAAAUCGCCCGUCUGCCCUAACAAGUUUGAGGACAAAGACGCCCCAUGGCUGGGUAUGUCCUAUUGCAAUGGCACCAGCAAUCAAUGGGUUCUUUGCGACCAGAAGGGCCACCCAGGGACCAUUGUCAAACCUGACCUGUGCUACUGCCCUACUGCCAGCGCCGAGCGCAGCAUGACCCUGAGCCAGUACUCGCAGAUCAACGAGACAGCCUGGCUGCCCAGCGCUACUGGCCUCAGCGUCCAAUUCUUCGCGGGCUUCUUCCCGACUGCACCGUCGACCAUAGCUUCCUCGAGCGCGACUGCCACUUCCAAUCCUACUCCUAGAGUUGGUCCUUCUUCUGCUCGAACUUCCAAUUUUCUGAGCCCUACGGUGUCGUCCCCAGCUCUGACUACAACCAGCCAUUCAAACAACAGUCUCACCACUGGCGAUACCAUCGGCAUUGCAGUCAGCGCGUCUAUCGGCGGCGUCGCCCUCCUUGCAGGGCUCGUCUACCUCUUCCUACAUCGCCGCCGCACUCUAAAGGCCCGAAUCGCUGCCAAGACACCCGAGUCAUCUAUUCAUCAGCAGACCCCCUCCUAUGGCGGUGACCCUAAUGGAGGAGACCAUCACAGCAUCGGCAUCGCUUACGGCGGCGUCGGAGGCGAUGUACAUGAGCAGCAGCCCUACAAUGAGUCCGCCUCCCAGCUGGGCAGCCCGCACCCGUCGGCAAUCUCGGAGUUGGACAGCCACCAUAUCAACAAGGCGGUGCGCCCUUGGUCUUUGGUCUCGGAGCUCGAUGGCGAGAACAGCAGCAGCGCGGCUCCUGCGAUGGGGACGACAGGCAUGCCGACUUCGCCGGGCCGGAUGGAGGCUAUUAUGGAGAAUGGUGGCUUUGGCGAGGAGCAGGCUGGGCCGAGUGAGCUUUCUGCGCACGAGCUGACGGAGUUGCCUGCUUGA
Cryphonectria parasitica EP155 is the source of this 1161-nucleotide messenger RNA. RefSeq lists its product as uncharacterized. The transcript is spliced from 2 exons. Lineage: Eukaryota; Fungi; Ascomycota; Sordariomycetes; Diaporthales; Cryphonectriaceae. The coding region runs from base 1 to 1161 and encodes 386 amino acids. The record is from RefSeq and is a predicted model, not a curated record.